AUGCCUAAUAGUUUUGAUCGCCUCGAGAGGCUCUUCUCUAAGAGAAAAGACCUCACGAUCCAGACCACGCCAGCAUCCUUCGAGUACACGGGGCCCAAAACCGCCAGCCUGGAUCACAGCUUUCCUCAGCCGUCGUUCAUUCGUCCCCGCGUUUCUCGGAUGAAAGCCAGAGAUGAGCGCAUAGUAGCUUCGCAGAAUGAAAGGCGCACGCAAAGUCUCCCGGAGAACCAGUCCGAGCGCGUCUCAAUCCACAUCUCUCACUUGAGCAGUUCGAGCGCAACCACCCUCAACCUCCCAGCCCGCUCCAUGUCACUUAAUCAACGCAGAGAAACUCAGACAGUGGCAAGUCUGCGCGGCUUCGACUUUCCUGCUCCUCCCACAGGCCGCCUGCCGGCUUCGCCCGCUUGCGCUACGUCGUCGCCCAGAACUCUACCCGCAAUGCAUAAAGUUUCCCCCGAGCACCGCCACAGCUCUGUCAUACUACCUCCGAGAGCUGACACCCCACCCUCCUCCGACCAUGAAGACGACUCAAGCAUAAAGAGCUCCCAGGUCGGCCGGCCCUCGUCGGCCAUGAGUAGCGACUUGCCCACCCCCGCCGCAUCACCCGAAAUGAAGCCUGUUCACGAAAAGCGAUCAUCGAGAGAUUCUGCAGAGCUGAGCCUGGCCAAGCGAAAGGCCGUCGCCGCUGCGACGCGUCGUCGGAGAGAAGACAAGGCCACAUCAUUACGCCGCCCCCGCGAGUCUAGGUCCCAUCGGUCUGCUGCGUCAUCCAGCCAAAUCCUCAAGGGAGGAGACGUUAGAGAUUUUUUCGCCCUUUCCGACGACGACAUCUUGGAGGAGCCAGAAUUGGAGGAAGUUCCGGACACGCCGAUCAUCCCCGCCCCCCUCAGGUCGCCUCCGUCGCCUCCAACCCCGGCUUCGACAUCUUCUGCUCCCCGCUCGAGGCGGACCUCAUCGAUUUAUGCCGACGACGUUGCCAAGGAAGGAGCUCUUCAAGUGGCUCAGAUCGCCGCCAAGCACAAUUUCGACCUUGUCUACAUUGUCAACCUGUGGCCUGAGUACGCAUCCGAUUUUCCGUCAUCGCCGUACCGGGCGUCCCUGGACCUGUCCUCGUCACGGCCAUCCAGCGUGAGGAACUCACUCCUCGGACCUAUGGAGGGUCUUGCCGUGGAAUCAGCGCCAGGCAUGACAGGUCGCCUCCUCGCGGCUUACGGACUGUCAAACCUCAACAGCCCUUUCCGCAUUUCUGCCAAUGUUCAAGCCAAGAUCCUGAAGCACGAAGGAUGGAUGGAGUACCGCAGCGAUGACGCAAAGGACGGCGAGUUCGCUCGCGGUUACGGCCACGCUUUCCACACUGCUGUCGGACGCAGAGGCUCAGCCAACUCCAGCCCUCGCAGCUCAAGCUCUCAAGACAUCUUGCACAACGAUCGCGGCAUUGUCUUUGCUGCUUAUCGCUACCCCGGCAAGGAUUCCACCGCGGCCGGAUGCUCCAAGGAGGAGCUUGAGUCUCUUCGCGCCGAUGCCGAGGGGCUUGUCGACUACCUCGUGGCGAUUCACAAGGCCAGACGCCUUCGUGAUCCCAUGACCCUUCAAACACUUACCGAUGAGGAAGAAACCUUUUCGUCAUGA
Messenger RNA from Colletotrichum gloeosporioides, 1629 nucleotides. RefSeq lists its product as uncharacterized. The transcript has a single exon. The record is from RefSeq and is a predicted model, not a curated record. Bases 1 to 1629 code for a protein of 542 amino acids. NCBI's taxonomy places the organism in Eukaryota, Fungi, Ascomycota, Sordariomycetes, Glomerellales, Glomerellaceae.